AUGGCAGAAGAUCUUUCCAAUGUUAGUAAUGAACGCUUAAAGCAGAUACGUGACUCAGUUCAUGCUUUUCUUCAGGAUUCAAGUGUUUAUUCUAAAAUUCGUGAUAUUGUCGAUUCAUAUGUUGCCGAGAAUCCAGGGGAUUCUUUUAAUCCAACUUCUUCUUCUGAUGUAAUGAAAAUAGUUCGGGAGAAAGGUUUGGUUCAAGAUUUAUUAAAUCGGUUACAUACUGAGAAACGUCUUGGACUAACACAAAAUACUAAUGUGAACCAUUCAUGGAAGCUUGUUCCAGGUGAAUAUUAUCUUCAUGUGAGGUUAGCAGGAGGAAAGGCUUUUGUAGAUAAUCUUGAUUUAAGUCCAAGUGUUGCUAAAGAAUACCAAAUGUAUGUUGUAUUACAUUUUGGAUCUCAGCGAUAUCGAUCUAUUGCUGAGAAUACUUCUGUAGAUCCUCCUUUUAAAGAUGAAUUUCUUAUAGGACUUGAUUAUAAAUCAUUUGGUUCAUGUGCAGCAGAUUUAAUAGAAGUUUCAACACCACUUCAUGUAUGUGUUGUAAGAGAAGAUCGUUUAUUAACAAAUGCUAAAGUGAUUGGUGAAAAUAUUAUUGAUUGGAGAAAAGUAUUGCGUACCGGUUAUCUUGGUUUAACCGUAGAACUUUGUGGAGAUAAUCCUGGUAUUCCUGCAGGAAUAUUAGAAUUACAAAUAGAAUUACUUCCAAAUAAAGCACCUCGGUUUUCUGAAGAAGAUAUUGCUUCAAGAAUUGACUUACAACGGUCUGCUAUUACUUCUGCAGAUCGUGAGUUUCUUCUUUACGCACGUCGAUGGUGGAUGGAAUUUCAAGAAAUUCGACCUAGUCAUAAACAACGAAGGGUAAAAGUUUUUGCAUCUACAUCAAAUGGAAGGAUGGUUCCAACUACUCAUUUUAUUUCUGUUAUUAGAUGUGAAAGAGGAAUUGAAACACCUUUUGAAGCAGCAAGAUUUGUUUCUCUUUUUGCAGUAACAGAUGAAGAACAUUUAACACAAGAAGUUCUUCUUGGAGGAACAGGAGGUAAUAAAUCAACUAAUUCUUGGCUUUCAAUGUUUGUUUUCCUUUCACAGAAACGAGGAGAACCUUGUAAUCAUGCUGCACUUUUAUGUUCUUUACUUCUUGGAUUUGGUCUUGACGUAUACUGUGCUGUCGGAACUAAUAAAAAAGGAAAAACGGUGAUGUUUGUGGUUUCUCGUAAACGUAUGGGAUCAAGUGGUUUUGAUGUUAUGUUUUGGGAACCUACAACUGGAGACCGAUUUUCAUUAACAGAUGCACAUCCUUAUGAAACUAUUGGAUGUAUGUUUAACCAUCGUUCUUUUUAUGCUAAUAUUCAACAAUCAGAUGUUGUUGUUACGACUUCUUUUGAUCUUGAUAAUGAAGAAUUAUGGAAACCAUUAAAUCCAUUAAAACUUCGAAUGCUUCCAAAGUAUCCUAAUCCACCACUUUUAUGGGUUUCUUGUGACCCCAAAAACACAGAGGAUCAAUUACAAACUUCUUUGAUUCGUGAAAUAACUGAAUAUCGUGACACCCGUGGGAUUACCACAAAAUUUGACGAUAAUCUUUCUUAUGUUCUUUCACAAGCUCUUUGUGCUUAUGAAAGUUACCGGAGGAAUGGUACCCCAGAGGAUUUGUCAAUUUUUGAGACAUGUGUAAAAGGCAUCCUAGGUGAGGGUAGAACUUUCAAAGGUGUGCCUGUUAAUGUAACUCAUUUAAACAGUCGUAAAAUACUUGCAGCAUUUGAGAGUACUGUUUCUGGAAGAGAGAUUUUGGAGUUAACAGCGGAUAGUGUUACGCUAGCUGUUCAAGUAAAGGUUUACGUAUUUCCUGAAGGUAUUUUGUCUGUUUGGGUGAUGCUUGCAGCAUCUUACAGGUUUUCUGCAGCUCAACAUGUUUCGUAA
This is a messenger RNA of Trypanosoma theileri, 1920 nucleotides long. Its product is annotated as centrosomal protein 76kDa. NCBI's taxonomy places the organism in Eukaryota, Euglenozoa, Kinetoplastea, Trypanosomatida, Trypanosomatidae. The coding region runs from base 1 to 1920 and encodes 639 amino acids. The record is from RefSeq and is a predicted model, not a curated record. The transcript has a single exon.